GCCAGAGGAAGUUGAUGCAGAUUUCGAAGAUGUCGAACAAACGCUGCGCAGUUCUGACAGCAAUAGUUUUGGUUUUAGCAUUUGUACAGCAUGUGCCUCAGUCUGCCGCCCAGUCUUCUACCAAUGCCACUGAUGCUUGUUCCGGCGUGAACUGUCAGCAAGGCACAUGCGAGGCGGGCUUCAUAGGCUAUAGUUGCAAGUGUCAGGAUGGCUGGGAGAACAUUUUGGAGCUUCCGUUUCUGCCUUGUGGGAUUCCUAAAGACUGUCAAUUGAAUCUUUCCUGCGCCGGAGAUUCUCCUGCAGGGUCGCCGGGCCUCCCCUCACCAGCUCCUUUCACGCUGCCGAAUUUCACAGACUUCAAUCCUUGUACGUUCAGCUUGUGCGGGUUCGGUAAAUGUGUAGCACACGAGAAUCCAGGCCUUCUCACGGUUCCUUACUCCUGCCAAUGCGACCCAGGCAACUCAAACGUCAUGAACAUGAGCUCAGGAACCUGCCUCCCAAACUGUAACUUCGGAGCAUCGUGCACGCAACUUGGUCUUCCUCUGUCGAAUAGCACUCAAUCAGCACCUCCGUCAACCAUCACAACGCCCCCAAGUGAAGUUUGUAAGCACGUAGACUGUUGGAAGGGGAAAUGUGAACCAGCAUUCAAUAUCCCAGGACUUCCGCAGUACCAGUGUGUGUGCGAGAAAGGUUGGAUGAGACCUUUCAACUUCCCAACAUUUCCUUGCGCUGUACCCAACUGUCGAAUUCCAGAUGUGCUCAAUUGUGGACUUUUGAGUCACCCAGAAAGCAUUACUCCACCGCAUAUACAAGAUCUUUUCAAUCCAUGCGCAUGGCCCAUCUGUGGAGAGGGAAAGUGUAUACCUAAAGCUGGCAGCAUUACAAGCCCAGGUGAAAGCUUGUUCACGUGUGAGUGCGACCCGGGUAACUCAAAUCUCCUGAAUACAACCUCCAGCAUCUGCGUUCCAGACUGCUGUAUACCCGAGUGUUUCGGCGGUCAGGGAGGAUGUCUGGCUCAGCAAUCUCCAGCUUUUGUGCCCGUUCAGACACCACCUACCGGACUGCUAGGUCACGGUAAUAGGACAGAGGUUCUCAACGCAGGUGUUACUCUGAAGACCUGGAGGAGACAUAUACUAGUUGCAAUCGCUUUCUCCAUUCACGUGUGUAGCUAAGAAAACCAAGUCUUCAAGCUAGUCAUCUUCAAGUUCUCAGGAAUCCAUUCUGCAGGGUAAAAUGGACCCUUGUAAUCACGAACCCAGCGAGACAUUCUUGCCUGCGUCAAAAGUACUGACGCGAACUCUUCAAGCUGAAGACCAACCACAAAUCAAGACCUGUUU
Molecule: messenger RNA, 1337 nt
Organism: Marchantia polymorpha subsp. ruderalis
Lineage: Eukaryota; Viridiplantae; Streptophyta; Marchantiopsida; Marchantiales; Marchantiaceae
Source: the annotation of a GenBank genome assembly